AUGGUUAAUAUAUUUAUGCAUUUAAAUAAUCGAUUGGAAAAUUUGCUAUAUAUGUCUGAUAUUAGUUGUGAUCGUGAAAAGUCUUUCUCAAUAUCAAAAUCUUCAACAAUCAAUAAACGACAAAAUAGUAAAGAUGAUUAUGAAAAAUCUCGUCGUAAAAGACCAAAUUUAAAUACAUCAAAUGAUCAUUCAAAUAAUCAACGAACGUAA
This is a messenger RNA of Rotaria sordida, 210 nucleotides long. Lineage: Eukaryota; Metazoa; Rotifera; Eurotatoria; Philodinida; Philodinidae. The record is from the annotation of a GenBank genome assembly.